AAGAGUGAAUAUAUUUAAGUUUGUACAAAUACCUUCAUUUAAUAUAUAUUAAACAGAUAUAAAUUAUAAAUUUUGCACUAAAAAGACCAGAAAAAGUGGUGUUGUGCAACGUGUCUACUUAGAAUGAAAAAAAGGGAAUGUCGAAUAAAAUUCCAAUAAGAAAACAAGUUUCGAGCAUACCUUUAUAAAAGUGAACCUACGCUUUUAUUUUCCAAUUGGUUUUUAACUUCGUCUUUCUAUUAAGUGAAGAAUAGGAUAGAACAGAAAUUCCAAUAAGCAAAAUGAGAAAGUGGCGCACGGAAAUAUUGUCAUAAAUUCACUACAUGUAAAUAAUAGUAUAAAUUAAAAUAUCCUAAAUAAAUUGCAACGAUAAGAAUACAAGAUUCUGGAACGAAAAAAGUAAGCAGCGCUCCAGACGGUAGUGUCACAACAGAGUUCAUAAUGGCGACAUCACCACGUUCCGUUGACACAAUAUCACUAUGUUCCACCGUUUCCAGUUGCCCGGAUCGCAACGGCUUUUACGGUGGCUUUCAGCGCACAGAAAAACCUAAAGAACCACUCUCAAAAGCACAAAUCAUUGCGAGAGAAAAGAAGUGGUUGUAUAUGAUUGAUAAUUGGUCAUUGUAUAUGUCCAAAAAUUACAAAAAGAUUCGUGAUCGUUGUCGCAAAGGUAUACCAAAAUCGGUUCGCCCACGUGCUUGGUUCUAUCUUUCUGGUGCUUAUUUAUUAAAAAAGAAAAAUCCUACAGUCUACAAAGAACUACUUGAACAGCCCGGUAAUCCACAUGUAAUCGAAGAGAUAAAAAAAGACAAACAUCGGCAAUUUCCAUUUCAUGAAAUGUUUUUGGAUGAGGAUAAAGUUGGACAAAUCGAAUUAUUUAAUGUACUAAAAGCGUAUUCAAUAUACAAUCCGAAAGUGGGCUUUUGUCAGGCACAAGCGCCCAUUGCUGCCUUCCUGCUCAUGCACCUACCAGCAGAAGAUGCAUUUUGGGUGUUUGUUAGUGUUUGUGAUGUUUACUUAGAGGACUAUUUCAUUACCGGUCUUGAGGUGCUGCAAAACGAUGCUGGCAUACUGGAGGGGCUCCUCAAAAAGACUUGUCCACCCGCAUACCGUCACCUGCAAAAGCACAAAGUCGAACCCUUACUAUAUAUGACCGAUUGGUUUCUAUGCGCUAUGACAAGAACAUUACCAUGGGAAACAUUGUUGCGAGUUUGGGAUUGCUUCCUCGCCGAAGGCAUACGUGUCAUCUUCAAAGUAGCACUAGUGAUAAUUGGUGCUUCACUAAAUCAACAUAAAGUUCGAAAACAAUGUAAUGGACUUUGUGAGACAUUAGAGGUGCUACGCUCACCACCUGAACAUGUGCUCGAAGAGGACUUUAUUAUCAAUAAUAUACAAAGGCUAAAUUUACGUGUUGAAGAUUUUCAAAUCGAACAUACGCGACAAAAAAAUCGACGAGCCAAACAGAAAGCUAUGCAAGAGGCAGCUGCAGCGACGACGGCAUCCACAUCACACGGCAGUGCUGUGAGUAGCAGUAGUAGUGGUGCGGGUGGUAGUAAUGGCUAUAGGCUGUAAUGUUAGCACAAAGUGCUUAAAACCGGCAAAAGUGGAAAAUUGUGUAAAUCAUAGAAUGAAGCAUAAAACCCACAGCCGAGUUAAGUGAGGAGUUCUGACUUUGCACUAAGCUAUGUGCAUGUAUGUAGUUGUUAAAGUUUUCCGUCCUUUACUUGGUUGUGGGAAUAUUUUGUCCCUUUUGGUAGCAAUUUUUUUAAGGGUGCUAAGCAUUCACACUCAAAGUUGUUUUUUAUUGAUAAUAUUCUAGUAGAUAAGCAGCGAACAGAAAUAUAAAUUGAAUAGUGAACAUAAUAUUAAGAUAAUGAAACGACUAACCGAAAGUUUUAAAUUGAACGCACAGUAUAGAGAAAAGAAUUGCGAGUUACAGGCAAGUCUAACAGUCGAAAGUACAUACACAUAAUUAAACAGACACAAUAUUAAACUAACAAUUCCAUAUGCAGCCAUCAUGAUGUGUUGAUUUUUUAUUAUUUUGAAAUAUCGAAUGUGGAAAUAAAAUUGCACAAAAUAUAUUUAGGGCACUCAUUUAAUGUGGCAUUUAUGUAAAAGCGGCAAAAUUUGCUUAAAUGCGAGCAACGAGCGAAACAACUAAUUGCGAUUUACGACAAAUUGCAAUGAAUACCACUGAAAAAAGUUGUUACUUUGUCGCAAAAUAAAUUGCAUGUAAAAAUGAACAGCUGUCUUGCGACAUUGCCAUUUUGCCAAGCUUCCAAUAAAUGCGAUAAGUUUGCGACAUUAAAAAAGUACCACUUCUGUUUCCAUUUUCAUAGAGAGCACAAGUGGGAGCUAAAUGACCCGUUACUUGAAAUUAUUUAAAUAUAAAUAUUACAUAUCAUACAAAGAAGAAGGACAGACAUCACAAUGCACAGGCGCCAGCGUUAUGCGCACGCGCAAUGAAUAUUUAACAUUGCUCAUACAUUCAAAUAUGUUUUCCAUUUAGCCGCGUUACGACUUUUUUUUAAUAGUUUUCAUUCUGUAUACUCGCAAUUUGUAUGAAAAAUAUACAUAAUUGCAUUGCAAUACUGUGCUUACUAAUGUUUAACUGCAUUUUUCUUAAUUCAGUUCAAAUAAAGUGUAUACUGGGUGAAAAUUCAGCUUUGGUCAUUCCAAAAA
This is a messenger RNA of Bactrocera tryoni, 2682 nucleotides long. It is a transcript of the gene wkd, whose product is annotated as TBC1 domain family member whacked. Bases 442 to 1572 code for a protein of 376 amino acids. The record is from RefSeq and is a predicted model, not a curated record. NCBI's taxonomy places the organism in Eukaryota, Metazoa, Arthropoda, Insecta, Diptera, Tephritidae. The transcript is spliced from 4 exons.